Molecule: messenger RNA, 1471 nt
Organism: Oryzias latipes (Japanese medaka)
Lineage: Eukaryota; Metazoa; Chordata; Actinopteri; Beloniformes; Adrianichthyidae
Gene: abhd12
Product: abhydrolase domain containing 12, lysophospholipase
Biological process (GO): phosphatidylserine catabolic process; monoacylglycerol catabolic process
Cellular component (GO): endoplasmic reticulum membrane
Molecular function (GO): monoacylglycerol lipase activity; phosphatidylcholine lysophospholipase A1 activity
Source: RefSeq, a predicted model, not a curated record
UUGGCCGCAGAGGAUCCGGUUUUGGAUCAGCCGCUCUCUGCGGGUCUCGGUGCCGCAACACAGAGGGACUCGGCUGCCAUCCUCUGCGGCUGUCGAGCUUGUCACCGGUCAGGGAUGCGGAAGCGCAGGAGCCCGCUGUGCGCGGAGCAGGACAGCGACGAGGCGCUGAAGCGGCGUUCUGCGGACAGCAGCCGGCAGGACCCGCAGGAGGAGGGUAGCAUGAAGAAACCGUUUAGGAGGCUCGGGCUGGUGGGUAAAAUAAAGAGGAUCUUCUUGGUGCUGAUGAUCAUCUAUGUGUCGAUACCUUGCAUUGUCAAGAUCUUUCCUUCCAUUCAGGCCAAACUUGUCUUCCUUAACUUUGUCAGGGUGCCGUUCUUCAUAGACCUGAAGCGUCCGCAGGACCAUGGCUUAAACCACACCCACAACUUCUACCUGGAGCCUGAGAGCGGCCUCAAAGCCGGAGUCUGGCACACGGUUCCCGCUCAAAUGUGGAGAGAAGCUCAGGGUAAAGACGGCAACUGGUACCUCUCCACGUUCAGCUCCUCCAACCCCGUCAUUCUCUAUCUCCAUGGUAACGCAGGGACCAGAGGAGGAGACCACAGAGUGCAGCUAUACAAGGUCCUCAGCUCGUUAGGCUACCACGUGGUCACGUUUGACUACAGAGGUUGGGGGGAUUCGGAAGGUUCGCCGUCAGAAGGCGGGAUGACAUCAGACGCACUCUUUGUCUAUGAUUGGCUGAAGCAGCAAAUUGGAAAAACGAAGCCGCUUUACAUCUGGGGCCACUCUCUGGGAACAGGAGUCGCCACAAACUUGGUGAGACGGCUGUGUGACAGAGGAAAUCCACCAGAUGCUCUAAUCUUAGAGUCUCCCUUCACAAACAUCAGAGAGGAGGCCAAGUGCCACCCGUUCUCCAUGGUGUACAGGUAUCUCCCGGGCUUUGAUUGGUUCUUCCUGGAUGCCAUCACUGCCAACAACAUCCGCUUUGCCAGCGAUGAGAACGUAAACCACAUUUCCUGUCCAAUGCUGAUACUCCACGCGGAGGACGACACUGUGGUUCCUUUCUAUCUUGGAAAAAAGCUCUACAGCAUGGCGUCGCGCUCGCAAAGCCUCACCGGUCACAAGGUCCAGUUUGUGCCAUUCCCGGCAUCAUUGGGGUACAAACACAAGUUUAUCUACAGGAGCCCGGAGCUGCCAAGCAUCCUCAGUGACUUCCUGGGCGUGGCUCACCCACUCGCACCAUGACCCCCCCUUCUAACACGACGAUUCUUUUUAAUGAACUGAACAUGCUCAUCACCCCCCCAGCUUCAGGGCACACAGGGUUACCAUGCCGGCUGUUUCUAUGGCCAACCAGACCGUUCCUUCAAGGAGGAUUCCCCCCACCCCCAUGCUCCGCUCCAUGGGAUUGCACUCUGCAGGUUUUAGUUUGCUGCCUGUACCGACUUGAAUUAUAAAUUAAAUCUGUUUUAUUUAA